Carassius gibelio (silver crucian carp) is the source of this 923-nucleotide messenger RNA. Its product is annotated as prostaglandin-H2 D-isomerase-like. The transcript is spliced from 7 exons. NCBI's taxonomy places the organism in Eukaryota, Metazoa, Chordata, Actinopteri, Cypriniformes, Cyprinidae. Gene Ontology annotation, molecular function: small molecule binding. Bases 147 to 707 code for a protein of 186 amino acids. The record is from RefSeq and is a predicted model, not a curated record.
UCAGACAUGGUACCUUCAAUGAAUGGUCUCUCUGUUGGAUGUGUGUUCUUGCGUGUGAUUGGCCGGAUUGGUGAGGGGGAGGGGCUAAUGUGGCUGGCAGACCCAGAGCAGUCCACAGUCCCUGGCUGAGUUCCUACAACGUGACCAUGAAGAAGAUCGCCUUGGUGAGCAUCUCUUUGCUGAUGCUUCUGACUGACGUCCACGCCAGCGUCCAACCGCAGAAAAACUUUGACCUUCAGAGGUUUGCAGGGAGGUGGUACCGGGUCGCUCUGGCCUAUGAUUCUCCAGGGUUUGUGCGGCACAGAAGCAGACUCACCAUCUCGAUGGGCACAGUGGAGCCCAAGGAGAACGGGAACGUCAACAUGACCAUGUGGAGUUUAGGUUCCUCUGGCUGUCAUUCUAAGGUCUACAUUUAUAAGAAGACGUCUGUGCCUGGCGUCUUCACAUACUACAGCACUCGUCACCGAAGGGUGAAGGAUGUUACUGUGGUGGAGACGAACUACACAGAGUACGCCCUGGUCCUCAAACACAAGAAGUUUAACAAGGAGUUCACACAAGUGGCCCUUUAUGGUCGUACUAAGAAGUUGAGGGCGGACGUGAUGGAGAAGUUCAGAGCGUAUGCCACAGCUCAAGGAUUCCCUAAAGACUCCAUACUGACUCCACCAGCUGCUGUCUUUUUAGAAGACUGUCCUCCUUCAGGAAGUUAGUUCCCAGUCACAUUUAGAGCCGGAGGAAACACAUCAUCAUCAUCAAUGUGCCAGAAUGAUGUCUGUUUGUGACCGUUUGUAAUAUUUUAACUUGAUCUCAUUGUCAUUUGCCGUGCUUAGUUGUUAUAUUUAUAAUAAAACACUGAAUCUAGGUAUGUAUCAUCAUCACGUCUUUGAUGAUCUUCGCUGACGCAAAUAAAACUUUUUAUCUGUUCA